AUGGACAGAGGCCGAAGAGCGAGACGUGCGAGUGAUAGAGAAGAAAAAGAGAGUGCUCGGGGAGGAGCAUCCAGACACACUGACCAGUAUGGCAAAUCUUGCGUCGACGUACAGGAAUCAAGGACGAUAGAAGGAGGCGGAAGAGCUAGACGUGCGAGUGAUGGAAACAAGAAAGAGGGUGCUUGGGGAGGAGCAUCCUUCCACGCUGACCAGUAUGGCGAAUCUAGCGUCGACAUUUUGGAAUCAAGGAUGAUGGACGGAGGCAGAAGAGUUGGACGUGCGGGUGAUGGAGAAGAAAAGAUGGUGCUUAAGGAGGAACAUCUAGACACGCUGACCAGUAUGGAGAAUCUGGUGUCGACGUUUUGGAAUCAAGGACGAUGGACGGAGGCAGAAGAGAUGUUUGUGUGA
This is a messenger RNA of Lindgomyces ingoldianus, 408 nucleotides long. RefSeq lists its product as uncharacterized. The record is from RefSeq and is a predicted model, not a curated record. The transcript has a single exon. Gene Ontology annotation, molecular function: protein binding. The coding region runs from base 1 to 408 and encodes 135 amino acids. Lineage: Eukaryota; Fungi; Ascomycota; Dothideomycetes; Pleosporales; Lindgomycetaceae.